This is a messenger RNA of Saccharomyces kudriavzevii IFO 1802, 1701 nucleotides long. It is a transcript of the gene GFD2, whose product is annotated as Gfd2p. Gene Ontology annotation, cellular component: nucleus. The transcript has a single exon. The coding region runs from base 1 to 1701 and encodes 566 amino acids. The record is from RefSeq and is a predicted model, not a curated record. Lineage: Eukaryota; Fungi; Ascomycota; Saccharomycetes; Saccharomycetales; Saccharomycetaceae. Gene Ontology annotation, molecular function: nucleic acid binding.
AUGCGAGCGGAAAUGGUGAGUGAUAGCAGUAAGAAUAGCAGUGGUAAUAGCGCCCAUUACGAGAGGAGGAAUGAUAACGGUGCAGACCACCGUUAUCGUUCCAGAUCCGGGAAUAGCGGUGCUUUGGUAACGAGGUUGAGUAGUGGGCCGCUCUCCGUCAGGGGAUUAGUAAAAGAACGAGCGGGAAGCAGCCAGGUGAAGGGCUGUGUGGAGGCGUUUCUGGACGCUAGGGCCCGAUUGAACACAGCUUGGGACCGAGCCGGGUGUAACUGGCUGGACCAGGUGGAUUACUAUGCACGGCUGAGGAAGACCGCGUUCUCGAAUGAGUUGGAUCUGCUGAGGGAACCCAUGAUCGAUGCGUAUAUGGUGGAGAUGAGGCAGAAGUUUGGUGCCUCGUAUAAACAGUCUGUCGUGGAGCUGGAAGGCAAAGUAAAACAGGUGGAAAACGAAUGGUAUGCAGUGCAUGGCGAUGUGGACGCUAAACUGGAAGAGCUGACGGCAGAGCGUCAAUUUUUGAAAAGGCUGAGCAGCACAAUUGUCCCUCCCAGGUCUAGAAGGUCGCAGCGGCUGCCGCCAUUGACCAAAGAGGACCGAGCCAACAGUGUCUGUCCGCAGCCUAGGGGCGUGAAGGACAUUGUUUGGUUCGAAGCCAUCCAGAAGAAGAUGUUAGGAAUGGAUGGCACGAUCAAGCUCCUGGAGACAGAACAGAAGCUACUGGUGGAGGAGAGGAACAGCGUCAAGAGGACGUCCUGGCGCACGGUGGAAGCGUACCCUGGCUCGGACGAGUUCGCUUACUUGGAGAAAUGCAUCAGGUUGAUGGCCUCUCAGAGGGCAAUAUGCUUUUGUCUUGACAUAGAGGCCUUCGAGGCGAACCAGAAUGUGAUCACGGAGAUCGGAAUCUCCAUCUACGACCCCAGGGAGAACAUGGUGCCAUCGAUGCUUCCAAUUACGAAGAAUUACCACUUGAUCAUUGAGGAGUCUCUAGAGCUGAGAAACCAGAAGUGGGUCUGUGAUUACAAGGACUGCUAUUUACUGGGCGAAAGCUACGUCCUGAAGUUGAAGGAGUGUGCGCGGUUCAUUCAGUCGCUGAUCAACUACUAUCUGGUCCCGGUGACCGAACAGGACACAACAUGGUCGAGAGCCCUCAUUGGGCACCACGUGAGCGGCGAUCUCAAGUGGCUCGAGACCAUUGGUGUGAAGUUCCCCGGCAGAGGGUAUGAAGGCCGUUUGAACCACACUCUGCUUCCCGCUGACGGCCCUGGCAGUGUAGAUGUCUUCGUCUUGGACACUGAGCAGUUUUACAGGAAGUCGUACGGCGAAAAGGGGAGCAGCUUGGGCAAGAUUCUCCGGCUGUUCGAGAUACCGCAUGCGUUCCUGCACAAUGCCGGCAACGAUGCAUACUACACCCUGCGCUUGCUGAUGAAGUUCUGCGACAUCAAUUUCAGAAGGGCCACUGGGAUGGACGACGUUCUCAAAGUAAUGGGCCAAGUGAGAACCUGGGGCGAAAGAGACCUGCGGGAGCCCAAAGUGGUGCCCAUGUCGUAUGCCAUCUCCAUCGAGGAGGCGGCGGCCAAGAAUCGGAUGCACCGCAAGGGCGUCAAGAGUAACAGGAAGGAAAGAGUCUGCCAGACGGAGUUCGGUGGGUUGACGUAUUUUGGAACGGGCAGAGAUGCCUUUGCAAGCACGCUUCCGACACUCUAA